Messenger RNA from Penaeus monodon (black tiger shrimp), 1559 nucleotides. RefSeq lists its product as uncharacterized. The coding region runs from base 882 to 1559 and encodes 225 amino acids. The record is from RefSeq and is a predicted model, not a curated record. The transcript has 3 exons. NCBI's taxonomy places the organism in Eukaryota, Metazoa, Arthropoda, Malacostraca, Decapoda, Penaeidae.
GAGAGUCUGUACAUAUUUAACGGGUCCGGUUUUUUUUUUAUCCGUCUACUUAUAGUGUGUUCCGGGAAUUAGAAGAGGAAAGAAAAAUGGAAGGAUUAAUGUUGUAGGGAAAAAAACAAGGAUUUUCGAAAUUGAUUAAGAAAACGCUAAAAAAAAUGUUGUAUCUUCCUGAGUGAUUCAGUUUAGUUUAAUGACGUGUAUGGAGUGAAGAUCAUCUCUCUGAAAGAAGAGUAACAUUGACUAAGUGCAUUUUGCUUUCUCAUUUAGGAUUUUCGAGAACCAUUUAGAACAAAGGACAGUUCUUUCCUGUAGCAAUGUACGUAUUUCUACAGACUACAGCAAGUAAAUCAUAUUUGUUUUUCGUGCGGAUAUGUAUAUAUCAGAGUAUAAACAACACACAUGAAGACACAAAGUAGUUUCGUGUAUUUGCAGUUAUUCUAAACGUUUACAUUUCAUUCAUUACCGAAGAAAUAUUUGGUGCUGUGCUCUAUGAACAAUAUGCUAAUGUUUUGAAUAGCCUAACAUUUCAGUGUAUAAUUAGAGAGACUGUCUUUGGAAUUAACGAGGCAGAGUCAUCUCAAGGCAGGGUUUCCAUGGCAUUUAAAAGCUGGAGAUAUAAGCAGAAGUCAAGAUAUUGGUGAUGCAUGAAAUAAGUUCCAUAAUCUUUUUCCUAUCAUACGAACUAUGAGCAGAGUGGAUGUCGUAAAAUCGUAAAAUUUGUGUCGUCAAAUACAUUAUUUAUUCUUCUUUUGGUAAAUAGAACGACCAUAAGAUCCUGAAACUGAAGUAACUACACCGCCCCCUCCCCACCACCACCACCAAAUGCUGAAACGCCUCCGAUAAAACUCCUGCAGAAGCUUUCUCCGAGGCGGGGCAGCGCGAUGGUGCGGCGAGUGAGAAGAGCGUUAAAGAUCCUGUGGCUGGCGUCCGUAGCGGCGUCCCUCGCGCUCCUCUUCACCUUCAGCGACUCCGGCCUCCGCAUGCGCCUACCUAGCACCUCCUUCUCCUCCUUUUCCUCCUCCUCCUUCGCCGGCAGGAACCUCGCGCUGAGGGAUCGCCCCAACGCCACGGCUGACGCUGAGGACGAGUUUAUCCCCGACGACGGCGAGAUCGAAAGACCCGUCGAAGAAGUCUACAACGGAGAGGACAAAGAACGUGUUGAACAACAACAACAACAACAAGAACAAGAAGAACAAGAAAGAGUAAGAGAAGAAGAAGAACCAGAAGGAGCAUCCGCAUCCGCAUCCCGAUGGACGGCCGACGAAGCAACGGCCUCCUGGUACGCUUUCGUAGCCAAGGAGGUUCGCGGAGAGGAGAGAGCGAGUGAGGAGAGUGUGCCAGAAGUACAGGAACCCCGUGUACAGCAAGCACCUCACAAGGAACUUGUUCAUGUACUAUUCAGAAAAGUACAAGCUCAUGGUGUGCAUAGCCGCCAAGGUCGGGUCAUCCACCUGGAAGAGCCACCUGCUCCACAUGCGAGGAAUCACGCCAGUCACUACCAACAUCCACGCCAAGUACUUCGAGAGCAAGAUCAAGGCGAAGAUCGUUGCAUCCCGUAG